AUGAGAGGGAAAGAGGGGAGGACAGUUCGCCUCUGCAGUGCUGCAAGGACAGUUUGAACAUCUCUGGGAUGCAGACGGACCGAAGCUCUCAACAAUCACACGCUCUUCACCAUGACAACCACGCCAAUCACUGCACUGGACUGACAGCUGUCAAUCAACAGGAGAAGAUUAUCAGGAUCACCUGCCACAGGAGAGAUUACAAGCUACAAUAAGGGGCCUAAGCGGAGUAAUUCCAAUUUAUGUUUGGUUAGAAGUUGCUAUCUAGAGGAAAAUUGGCAAUUUUUGAUACCUCAACUGAAUGCCUGCAUGCAUUCACAUGUGUAUGCUUUAGGGGGAGCGUGCACGAGGUCGUCUUGCUGUGUAUCAGGGUCACGUUCUUGCUGGCUUUCACCCGUCACUGCAGUGCCACAAUAAGCUUCAUUAGAGCCCGUUUUAGUGGGUAGCUCUGUUUAUUUAGCAUUUUAUCCACGAAAACCAUGAGUGAGGGCAAGAAGGAGUUAGAGAUGAGGGACAAAGCCAUCAUGCACCAGCAGAGGAGACUGAAACAGGCCACCCAGUUCAUGCACAAGGACUCCGCGGAUCUUCUGCCUCUGGAUGGGCUGAAGAAGUUGGGAACCUCCAAAGACCUGCAACCCCAUAGCAUCGUUCAGCGCCGUCUCCUGGAGGGCAACAUUCCACGUUUGCGUGGAGAGGCCCGGGACGUCCCAUCUCAUAUUCGCUCACCUCUGGCAGACAGCAAAGAGGGUGGAGAGCCGGAGGAGAGGAGCGAGAGCACAGUGGAUGACUCCACGGAGGAGAGGGAGUCUCCGGAGGAGAGCGAGAAGAGCCUGAGGUCUGAUGAGGAUGAGGAUGAUGAAGACGAAGGGGACAGCAGCGAUGCAGGUGGAAAGACAGAGCCCAAACAGAAAAAUAAAAUGGAAGACGAGACAAAGAAAGGUCUCAAAGAGGGCGAGAGAGCAUCCACCCUUUCAGCUCUAGUGGUCCAGUGUAAAUGCGAUGAUGCAGAGGUGAUGUUAUCCAUAAACACAGGGUGCCAACACAACCACAUCUCUAAAACAUGCUGCAGACGACUUAGAUUGAAAACCAACCUUGAAGACAAACCUCAUGACAAGCUGCCACUCAGUGAUUCGACAGUGGAGACUGUGAAGUCCCUGCACCUGCAGCUGGGCAGAGAAAGAGUGCAAUGCACUGCCCAGGUCAUAGAGGACGCCACAUUUGAGGUGUGUCUGGGUCUACAGACUCUGCUGGAACUCAAAUGCUGUGUGGACCUGAACUCCAGAGUGCUCCGGCUCCACAGCACAGAGCAGGAGCUUCCCUUCCUGGAUCCACCUGCCUGCAGCCAGUGCCAUCACCAUGACAGCAACAAAAACAUGUGACCUCGGACCUACGUGCCCAACAGCUGCCAUGACCGUACCCAAGUAAUCAGAGAGGAAGUUGACAGAAGGAUGCCUGCAUCUGGACUGUAGUGUUCCCUUGUGCCAGAUCAACAUAGACAGGCCUCUCCUCUCUCAUCUUUCCUUCUUUGUUCUUCGUUGUUUGUUUUUGUGCUAUUACAGAAAUCUGCCAAUUAUGAUUUUUCAUUAUUAUUUGCUGU
This is a messenger RNA of Sinocyclocheilus grahami, 1594 nucleotides long. RefSeq names its product nuclear receptor-interacting protein 2-like. NCBI's taxonomy places the organism in Eukaryota, Metazoa, Chordata, Actinopteri, Cypriniformes, Cyprinidae. The record is from RefSeq and is a predicted model, not a curated record. Gene Ontology annotation, biological process: proteolysis. The transcript has 6 exons. Bases 477 to 1376 code for a protein of 299 amino acids. Gene Ontology annotation, molecular function: aspartic-type endopeptidase activity.